Pomacea canaliculata is the source of this 2053-nucleotide messenger RNA. RefSeq names its product cholecystokinin receptor type A-like. The coding region runs from base 350 to 1528 and encodes 392 amino acids. The record is from RefSeq and is a predicted model, not a curated record. Gene Ontology annotation, biological process: G protein-coupled receptor signaling pathway. Lineage: Eukaryota; Metazoa; Mollusca; Gastropoda; Architaenioglossa; Ampullariidae. Gene Ontology annotation, molecular function: G protein-coupled receptor activity. Gene Ontology annotation, cellular component: membrane. The transcript has 3 exons.
GCUGAAGUGGAGCCGGAAGUGGAUGCUCCGGCCAGAUACAGUUUCGCGUCACGCCAGCGCCUGCUGGCCAAGUGGAGGCGUGCGUCUGCUGCAGCGACAACGCGACACUUGCUGCACCAGGCAGGUGAUCACAGACCUACACCAUCUCACUUCGUCAACAGACCAGCCUCCCUCACACCUGUGUGUGUCCGCGGACUGCCUGACGGCUUCAAGUGGCAAGUUGGUCCAAGGCUGACGUCAUCAAUGGUGUUAUCAACACCGCUGAGACGAUCGCACCUGCGGUGCAUAGGACACUCUAUCCAUCCCUGCCGUCCACGCGCCAUUGAAGACCCUCGCUGAUGAGACGGCGAUGAGGGCAGAGGAGAUCCCCGUGGUCGUCUACGCGGCCAUGGUGAUGGUCUUCGGCGUUGUGGGCAACAGCGUCGUCUGCUACAUCUGCCGAUGUCGCAUGAGUCGCAGCGUGCUCAACAACUUCGUGCUGGCGCUGGCCGUCCUUGACCUCGCCGGCUGCGUGCUGGUCUUGCCUCUGGAGAUGACGCUGCUGCACCACAGGUACCGGAUCUUCGAUCACUUACUGUGCGUCACGCAGCGCCUGAUGCGCACCACCCUACUUAUCGGCUCCGUCUUCACUCUCAUCGCCAUCGCCGCCGAACGCUACCGCCGCAUCUGCCACCCGCUGAGUGGCCACAUCACCCUCCGUCAGUGCCGCGUCGCCAUCGCCGGCGCGCUGGUCAUCGCCUUCCUCCUCGCCUGGCCCACCCUCGUUAUCUUCGGGGGGAGCACUGUGCCGCUUUCGCCUGCCGCUGCCGCCACCCAUGUCAUCGUCGGCGGCAACAACACGGCAAGGGUGGGGGUGCACUGCGGGGUCAAGGACGGCAUGCAAGGCUCCGUCUACCCCACCGUCUACUUCACCUUUCUCUUCGUCCUCUUCUUCGGCGCCACGACCUGUCUGUGCACACUAUACGCACUGAUCGCCCUGCGACUGUGGCGCGGCCAAAAACUGAAGACGGACUCCAGGACCAUGUCCGCCUCGCUACCCGACUGUCGCCGCCUCCACGCAUGCGGGGUAACUGCAGGGGGAGGCGGUGCAGUGGACAUGCCCGCCAAGCUGUUCGAGGAGCUGACGCGCUCCCUGCAGCUGCGCAGACGCAAGGACGCCGUCAACCUGGUCAUCGUACCCACCCCUAGCUUCCGCCGGAAGCGGAAGGCUGCCUUCAGCAGGAAGCGCUCUACUUUCAUCAUGUUUCUCAUGACGUUGACCUCGCUGGUCAGUUAUCUCCCUUAUGUGAUCGUCAGCAUUCUUUUCGUGGCGGCGCCGGGCUUGAUGCUGGCAGGCACGAGCGCGAUGAAGAGCGCCCUCUUGAACCUUUGCCUGAAGUCGUACUUGAUCAGCAGCGCCGUCAACCCCUUCAUCUACGGCUUCUGCAACCACAAGUUCAAGGCUGAGUGCAGGAGGCUAGUGCGGGGGUUGAAGUGUUCCAGGGACGUGGAGGAGGACAGCUCCGACAUGACUCCUCCCUACCCAUAGACAGAUCCACCUCAACAAGUGUCAGGAACGUGGACCACUGGGGAGACACCUGUUGUCAGGGAAGCUUGACUGAUGAUCACGUCGGACGAGAAUUGGCCGAGAUAGGAAGUGGGACUAGUGCAGUGGGGAGUGUAACAGUCCCCGAGAAUUUUCUGACGUAACCUUUGUGCUGCGCGAGACCUCAAACCGGUGAAAACAAAAACAAUGGAAGAUCACUUCACAGUGGGAUUACCAACAAGGAAUAUUACUCAAGGUAUCUUUGUGAACAUGACAAGAACUUACUGCCUUGAAAGAUGGCGACUGAGCACUAGUCAUCACAAUCCACAUUACUUGUCGUUAUUUUAUACUUCACUAGUUCUUACAAUGAUUUUCUCAGUGCUUGUGUUUAGUGUGUGUGUGUGUGGGUGGGUGGGUGUGUAUGUGGGUGUGCUGCCUCCGAGGCUGUAUUUUAAAAUAUUUAUUCGAGAAAAUAUGUUGGAAAGUUACAGUUCAUGCAACGAAUGUAAAUAAAAUGCUUAAAUUUUU